Messenger RNA from Rosa rugosa (rugosa rose), 3390 nucleotides. RefSeq names its product F-box/kelch-repeat protein At3g23880-like. The transcript is spliced from 2 exons. Lineage: Eukaryota; Viridiplantae; Streptophyta; Magnoliopsida; Rosales; Rosaceae. The record is from RefSeq and is a predicted model, not a curated record. Gene Ontology annotation, molecular function: protein binding. Bases 37 to 1248 code for a protein of 403 amino acids.
UGCAGUCGCCACUAAGCAAACUGAAACACUUGAAAGAUGUCGGACGCUCUCUGCAGUCGGCGGCAGAAACAAGUAGUUCUCUCCGAGUCUGUUGAUUUAGAUUGUGUCAUUGUCGAAAUCCUGUCACGGCUACCGGCCAAAUCUUUACUCCGAUUCCGGUGUGUGUGCAAAGCGUGGCGGGCCUUGAUCUCCGACCCUUAUUUCAUCAGAAAACACCUCAGCUGCAUCAACACCAAAAUCAGCACCAGCUACUCUCUCCUUAUCAGAGAUGAAAUUUUCCAAUCCACAGAGUACGAAGCAAUAUUGAAGUUUUUGAGCCAUGAUGGUCGUGUUCCAUGCAGAAGGCUUGAUUUUCCGGUACUUGAUCGACUGGUUAUUAUUAAAAGGAUUUUAAUAGUUGGCAGUUGCAAUGGCUUGAUAUGUCUAAUACUUGAUUAUCAUCAUUUUCUAAUGGAAGAAUCCUUUACCUUUAUGUUAUGGAAUCCUUGUACCGGAGAAUACCGGGUCCUACCAAAGCCUCCCGUUCAUUCCUCCCGAGAAUGUUUUUUCGGGUUCGGUUAUGAUUCAACCACUGAUGAUUACAAAGUAAUACUGGGUAGCUAUUUAUCUGGUUAUGAAUAUGUUGUUGUCUUUAUGCUCAAAAGGGGUUCAUGGAGGAAGAUUGAAAGGCUCAACAGGUACUUCGGGGUGAGGAGGGUAGGGUGUUUAGUUAACGAAACUCUGCAUUGGGUAUUGAAGGAAGAGGAAGACGGUAGGUUAAUUACUUCAAGGAUAGUGUCAUUUGAUUUAGCGGAGGAGAAAUUUCAUGAGAUUCCCUUUCCCCAUCCUCCCAAUCCAAAUGGGUUUUUGAUUGCUGAAGUUGGAAAUCCUUGUAAUUGCUUAACUCUAGUCUUUCAAACCGUGUAUAGUGAUGUUGAGGGCACUUUAAAGAUGUGGGUUAUGAAGGAGUAUGGAGUCAAGGAAUCUUGGACUGAAAUCGUAAACAUCUCUCCAGAGGUUAUGGAUGAAGAUGAAAACAUCCCUUUAGAGUUUAUGUAUGAUGGUGAACCGUAUACAUACAUGGCAUGCAUUUCUGAUAAUGGCGAGAUUUUGAUGCAGCUGGAACCUAUAGGCGCCUUGGCAUUAUAUAACCCGAGGGAAAAGAAAUAUAGGACUGUCAUGGACUAUCCUGAUUACAUGUAUGAAACUGUUCCUUAUAUAGAAACUUUAGUUUCACCAUUAACCGGCAGUACUGGCGCAACCGUGUGAGACCAACGCAGCGACUUCCCUUCACUGCACUCCUUUUGUUUGAUAUGCAGAAGUCGUAUGCUGCAUUUAUGUUUUGCUCCUUCUGCAUGAGAUGCUGAAGUCAUAUGUCACAUAUAGGUUUUGCCCUUGCUCACUCAAUAUCUUCUAAUCCAAGGAUUGUUAGAGUUAGAGGUAGUCAGGUGUGCCACUUUUAUGAUUCAUGUUCUAUCUCAACUGUCUGUAUUCGAGUCAUUACUGCUGAGGUGAAAACUGAAACUGAUCAGUACUCUUUAGAUUAAAUCUAACUUUUGCUGUAAAGAUGACUCGCAUUGGUAAAACUUUUGUAUGCAAUAUGCCUUUGCCUCUUUGUGUUGGGAUAUUAUCUUGCUUUUAGCAUAAAUGCUACUCAAAUUUCCUGUUCUACUUGCCCCUAAUUUUUGGUGCAACUGCAUGACUUUUCAGAAUGCGGCCUGGUAAUCUUCGUUUAUGUUUUGAUCUAUAUUAAUAAGAAAAAGAUACUCAUUCCCCUAUAUUGCAAAUCACUUUGCUUAUUUCUUCCCUAACUUUCUCUCUCCUGUUUUUUUUGGGUUUCACUUUUAAUCUUGCUAGUUUAUAGCUAUUACUAGACAGACUGCAGGUGCAUAUAAUAUUUGCAUCUAAUUCUAUGGUAAGAUGAUGUGCUUGUCCUUCUCACACUAUGUUUUAACAAUAAUCAUGUCAAUUCAAGCAGGUAGUCUUCAAGAGCGUUGAUAUGUAUUAACCUCCUCCACAUAGAAGCAUAUUUAGUAGUAUGUCAAAUCUAUUUAUUUGAUCCCAUUUCUAAACCCUACUAUUUGGUUCAGCUGCAUAUAUUGGGGAGUUUGACAUGCUAAAAAUUUCAUAAGCAUGAUUUAGUUAUCUUGUGUUUGCAAGGGCAUAGUGUGAUGAAUAGAUACAUUUCUACUUUAGAAUUUUGACAUGGAUUAUACAUAUUUAAGCUGUCUUUUGAUUUUGAUGCUGUCUACAGUUGGAAACUUGGAAUUUAAAUGCUCUGAGUAAAGUCAAAAGUGUGAUCAUGAUUUCCUAGGAUUUCAUUCACAGAUUAUGUCGCUAGUCUUUUGCACCUGGAAUACUAUAUGCAGUGGAUACUCCGAGCUGACAUGGAUUAUACAUAUUUAAGCUGUCUACAGUUGGAAACUUGGAAUUUAAAUGCUCUUAGUAAAGUCAAAAGUUUGAUCGUGAUUUCCUAGGAUUUCAUUCACAGGUUAUGUCGCUAGUCUUUUGCACCUGGAAUACUAUAUGCAGUGGAUACUCCGAGCUUCAUGGAAGAAUCUAGGGUCAUGCCUGCUAAUUAAACUAGGUUCUGAUACUAGUUUUCUGUUCCUGCAAUUGACCGUUGAUUGUGGUGGCCAUAUCUUAUGUUAGAAAUCUAGAAUAUUGAAGCUACAUAGUUUCCUGGCACAAUCGUUUCGGUUCAUUUCCUUAUUCAAGAUCUAGCCUCUUUUGUUCAUAAAAAGUUUUGGUCUCUGUUACCUGAUUUCUACUGGUAUCUCUUACACCUUCUUCUGUUUUGAUGCGAUUGAUACCUGUCUCUCAAAGUCAUACUUCUGAACUAUUUUUAUGUCUCCACUUUGUCUGUGUAUUUUUGUUAGAUGAUACUUGGAAUAAAGCACUUGUUUAUUACUUGCUCAAGAAUUGCCGCCUUCUUCUCGGAAGAAUACUUAAUCCAGGUCACUGUUGCAGCAACUUGUUUUGUGAUAAACAGUCUUGAUCUUUCCUCGGCCACUUUGUUUCAAUGAAGUUACGAGUUAAACAUAACUCAUUGUCAGAUUUGUUGGUAAGUUACUAUGUGCCGUUAAGCAUAUCCAGGUAUUGAAUGAGCUCUGGUUAGGUUUGGUGUGAUCUGGGUGUCCCAUGGUUGGUUCAGACUUCAUAGGCCACUUGAAAUUGCAUGAGUGGAAAAUUGAGCAAGAUGUGCCUUUGCUUCAAAAACGAUCAACUCAGCCAGCUAGGAUGUCUAAGGAGGAUGUAUAUCUUGAAGCAUCGAGUGAAGGCAGUGUGGCAGUUGAGUACAACAGAGUUGGUGUACAGUUGGAGAAAAAAAAUAGACAUUUCAUAUCAUCGGAGACUUCUGAUAAAGAGUCCCAUCGAGUUCCUGGGCGGCGGCAAAGGUAUAAAAAUCAA